Cyanidioschyzon merolae strain 10D is the source of this 1341-nucleotide messenger RNA. RefSeq lists its product as hypothetical. The transcript has a single exon. Lineage: Eukaryota; Rhodophyta; Bangiophyceae; Cyanidiales; Cyanidiaceae. Bases 1 to 1341 code for a protein of 446 amino acids. The record is from RefSeq and is a predicted model, not a curated record.
AUGGACAGGCACUCGACAACACAACUGCCAUACCUCUGCAACUGGUGCUUGGGCCAGGUCUCUAAUCAGGACCAAGCGGUAUUUACUGACUGCGCAUGCUUGUUUUGCUCUGGAACGUGUGCUUCCCAGUUGCGUCGGGGUCCGCUGUGUAGCGUCUGUGCGCAACCCGGUUGCCGCCUCUAUCGCGUUGGAAAAGAUGGGAGCGGCCUGCCGCUAACCCACCGACGGUGUCUAUUCGCCAGCGCUGCGAGCCUUAUCGAUGAGAUGCAGCGUGCACUCGCUUUUCGUGAAGCACAGCUCCAACGAUUGCGGGAGCGCAUCCUGGAUCGAGGCGUCACCGAAGGGAUGCGCUCGACAGCGCAAGCAGAGAAGCGUGCGCAGCGCUCGAGUCGUGCUCCAGAGGCCAGUGUAUUUGCACUGGGGAUGCCCGGGCAUAUCCAUCAAAUCCACGCUGCCGUGUCGCAAAACGGAUCGAAAGACAUCGCCCACUGGGAAGCGCAAGCCUCUACUGCCACGCCUAUUUCCAGAGCGCAGCAGCAGCAGCAGCAGCAGCAGCGUGCAGCCCUGUCAUGUGUGAGACGUAAUGCAGCUGCGGAAAAAGCGGAAACGCUGCGUUCUGCGGAUGUACGUUCCGCCGUGGCAGCACUCGAGCGAAGCACACAAGCAUCCGGCGUAUCGUCGUCGGUGCGGACGGUACGUUCGCAGCAAACGGUCCGCUCGUAUGGCGACCGUUUGGAGCGUAUUCGAGAACAGAUGCUGUAUGGACCCUAUCGGCGGCAGCUUCAGUCAGAAAGAACACCUCUGGUGCCGCCCGUGCCUCGUUCAGGAAUUUCGUACAUCGGCCGUGCGCGCCUUGGCCUGCCACCGGCUGGCGAUCGACGCCAAUCCGCUCUUCAUCGAGCAAAUAUCCCUGGACUGGCCACCAAGCGCAUAUGGAAACAACGUUCGGCUUCGGCUUCGAACUGGAUGCAUGCUCCCGGUUCGGCUGCUGUCCAAGCGUCUUCGUCAGGCGCGGGUUCUAUUGUGUCAACGCACUGUCAGGGGUCCAGAGUUGUAUCCUCCGAGGUACAGCGUGUACCGUCGGAGAUCUCGACGAUUCGCCCGACCGCAUUGUCCAUGAAUCCAUUGCACUGGUUGAACUGGAAGAGCGCUGAUCGUCGACCGGCGAAUGUGCAGCAUCAGGCAUACGAAGAAGAACAGCAACAGCAAUCGCAACAGCAGGAUGCAUGUGCACAGUCCGUGCAGACCCCACGAUCCGCCUCGAGCACAAUUCGUAGCACCAAGCCAUCACCGACAUGCGAGCACCCAUCUGCAGCGUAUACCGCUCAUCGUAGUCCGUAA